Molecule: messenger RNA, 940 nt
Organism: Lycium ferocissimum
Lineage: Eukaryota; Viridiplantae; Streptophyta; Magnoliopsida; Solanales; Solanaceae
Exons: 1
Coding region: 173-940 (255 amino acids)
Molecular function (GO): nucleic acid binding
Source: RefSeq, a predicted model, not a curated record
GUUCCAACCGAUACCUCCAGCGAGAAAUUUUCAGCCAUGGAUGGAGAAGUUCUAGAAGCCUACAAAGUCUCUUUUCAUGAUGAUGAAUUGCCGCCUGAAGGUUUGGGGCACAACAAGGCAUUGAACAUUACAGUCAAAUGCAGGGAUAAAUUCAUUUCUGAAGUGUUGAUUGAUGGGGGUUCAAUUUGUUAACAUAUGUCCUAUCAUUACUCUCCGAGCUUUAGGAAUUGAUAUCGGGAAACUUCGUGAUAGUCACGUGAGGGUUAAAGGUUUUGAUGGAGCUCAAAGGGGUGUCGUAGGGGAAAUUGACUUAGCACUGGAAAUUGGACCCGUGGAGUUUACGGUGGAAUUCCAAGUGAUGGAUAUAUCCGCUAGUUACAACUUGCUGAUAGGAAGGCCAUGGAUCCAUAUGGCUGGUGCAGUCCCUUCUACCCUGCACCAAAAUUUGAAAUUUGUCUGGAAUCAUCAGGAAAUUGUGAUCCAUGGAGAAGGCAACAAUUCGAUUUAUCCCGAAAACUCAAUUCCCGUUAUUGAAAGUGUAGAAAGGCUAGAUGGAUCUGUUUUUCAUACUAAGGAAAUUAUGUGUACUACUCAAGCUAAAAGGGUAAAAUUGCCACGUGUGCUUAUGAUGGUGGCUUGGAAAAUGUUGAAGAAUGGUUUUAAGCCUAGUCGAGGUCUCGGAGUGAACUUGGAUGGAAUAGUAGAACCAAUUCAAUUACCCGGUCAGAAGGAUACUUUUGGUCUUGGAUACGAGCCCACUCUUGAAGAAAUCUCAUUGGCUAGUCUCAAAAGGAAAGGUGAUAUUCCCUUGCCAAAGCCUCGUCCCUCUCCCCGAAUCGGUCAUUUUUCAAGGCGUCUCGUCACCCAAGUAUCGAGGAAGCGCCGAAGACAACCUCGUGGAAGGUCUCAAGAAUCUAUUCAUUACCGAGGAAGAAGUUGA